Messenger RNA from Nerophis lumbriciformis (worm pipefish), 588 nucleotides. The record is from RefSeq and is a predicted model, not a curated record. NCBI's taxonomy places the organism in Eukaryota, Metazoa, Chordata, Actinopteri, Syngnathiformes, Syngnathidae.
GCUCCUCCGAUGCAGGCCAUUAAGUGUGUGGUUGUGGGUGACGGGGCUGUGGGUAAAACAUGCCUACUGAUCAGCUACACUACCAAUGCUUUCCCCGGAGAGUACAUCCCCACUGUCUUCGACAACUAUUCAGCCAAUGUGAUGGUAGAUGGCAAACCGGUGAAUCUAGGCCUCUGGGAUACGGCAGGACAGGAGGACUAUGACCGACUCAGGCCGCUGUCCUACCCGCAGACGGAUGUCUUCCUGAUUUGCUUCUCACUAGUUAGUCCUGCCUCUUUUGAAAAUGUCCGCGCUAAAUGGUACCCAGAGGUGCGACAUCAUUGCCCCAACACCCCUAUCAUCCUGGUGGGCACCAAGCUCGACUUGAGGGACGACAAGGACACCAUUGACAAGCUCAAGGAGAAGAAACUCGCGCCCAUUAUCUACCCACAAGGCUUGGCCAUGGCCAAAGAAAUAAGUGCCGUAAAGUAUCUGGAGUGUUCCGCUUUGACACAGCGCGGCCUUAAAACGGUGUUCGACGAAGCCAUCCGAGCGGUCCUGUGCCCACCGCCCGUUAAGAAGAGGAGGAGGAAGUGCCGAAUUUUGUAA